UUUCAUCCUAUCAUUUUGUUGUCAAAAUUUUGUGUAAAAAACGCAAAAAAUGAAAUUUCCUUCUGAAUUGUUACAACACCACUUCGCAGAAGUGGUGAACGCUUUAAACGAUGAAGAAAACUACGAAAUCUUCACAAAAACGAAGAAAAACUGUAAGCUUCCAAAAGUGCAACAAACCAUAGUUCAACUUAUACAAAACCCCAGUCAGUCAGAUGAAAAAUCAUUACAAUCGACCAGUACAGAAGGCAGCAAGUCCAUUUAUAUCACGAAAAAAAUCGGAUCGGUUCCUCCGAGAUUCAUAGAUUUAGGAAAAAUCAAGAAAAGAAGAACCAAUACAUCAUCAAGUCAAUGUAUCGGUAAAUACUAA
Molecule: messenger RNA, 367 nt
Organism: Brassicogethes aeneus
Lineage: Eukaryota; Metazoa; Arthropoda; Insecta; Coleoptera; Nitidulidae
Source: the annotation of a GenBank genome assembly